UCUCAUUAAUCGCGCAUCGCUUGCAGAUGGACGUGCCAUCUGCUAUUAUUGUUUAAUAAUUAUUACAAUGCAGACAACAAAAUCUGUGUUAAAAUAAAACUGUGCCGGCGCAUGCACUGUCAUGCACUUAUGUGACACACUUACCUAGUGCAGUGUUGUUAAUUGAAUUUUAAUUAAAAAUGGAAAGUCCCUUUAAUCGAAGUACAAUGACCAGCCGAAGCCCGCCUCCACCACAGAGAAGACCAACUGAAGAAGACUCUACUCCCGCGACAUCAAUAAUUGAAGUUGUAUCGACCGAAGAAAUCCAGAAAUGGAUAUCCUCCAUUGAGAAAUGCCUUAACGACAUAUGCUAUACAUCAGGAGAAGGUAAACUGAACACAGAACAGAAGCUGAGAAUCAGCAACACAAGCAGAAACGUGUUGGGUGGUGUCUCUCAAUUGGCUGUGCAAUAUCAGUCACUAAAACAGAAAUAUAUCUCAGCCCAAUCAAUGAUCAAAACAUUAAUUGAUCAAAAGGAGUCAUCUACCGCACUAGGAGAUCAGAUCGAGGACCUAAAAGUAUCUAUUCGCUCUACCCCAAAGGUUGAACAACCGAAUGUAUCUUUUGCCGACGUGCUGAGAACCAGUAAGAGCUCUAUAGUAAGACCACCAAGCACCAGUAACAUUGCUAUUUACCCAGCUAGCAAAGAUAAGACCAGUGAAGAGACUAAGAAACUUAUUCAGACCAUCAUCAAGCCGGAAGAAUUAAAACUGCAUAUCCGAGGGAUGAGAAAAACCAGAGGUGGGGGUAUUAUAAUCAGCGCUGAAGGCAAAGAUGACCUUGAAAAAUUGAAAAAAUCAGAACUGCUGAAAACAUCAGGUCUCAACGUAGAAGAGACCACAAAACGAAGGCCCAAAGUGAUUUUGUUAGGAGUGCCCACCAACACAUCUGAGAAGGAUGUUUUUGAAUGUCUCUACGAGCAAAACAUCUCGGGUAAAUAUCAACACAUUGACCGCAAUAAGUUCUUAAGUUCUAUUAAACUAAGCCACAAAACUGGCAAAAAAGACGGGCCCUACUGCAACUAUGUGCUAGAACUUACUUCAGAACUGCGAAAAAUUUUCAUAGACCAGGAGAGAGCAUACAUUAAUUGGACCUCCUGUCCAGUUAGAGACUAUACACUUGUUACAAGGUGUUACAAGUGUCAUCAAUAUGGUCACUCAGCAAAAUUCUGCAGAGAAACUGAAUCCACUUGUGGACACUGUGGCUGCGCUGGACACACAAUCAAGGAAUGCUCAAAAUUACUAGCACCUUCGACCUGUGCCACGUGCCGGCGCUUCAAUAAACCAAGCCAGCACAAUACGGGAGCAGAGAGCUGCCCUGCAAGAAAAAUUGCUGAAGCAAGAUACAUGAGCUCAAUUAAUUAUGAGGGCGCAUAAGGGGGCCGCAAAGGCCGUUUACUUAACGCAGUCCAAAGAUGUGCAAUUACACUCUUAGGAAUAUUUAGUUAUGUGACUCGCGAUCGUAUUAUUUGUUUACACACAGAAACUAUUUCAAUUGUAAUAAUUAUUUAUUUUAAGAGUAGGUCAAUGUAAAAAUAAUGCUUAGUAAGUAAGUAGUUAAGUAUAGCAGUAAAUGUAACCUACUUAUUCUGAGUUUGAUAAUCUAUUCCAAUAUUGUAUAGUCAGCACUUUUUAAACAGAUACCUAAGAUACAGGCAAUAAAUUUUGCUUAGUUUAGGUAUCAUUAAUUACUUACGCACACUAACCUUAAUUUUAUCGAAACCAAACUUGUACGUGUUUAGGCUAAGUUUUUAUAC
This is a messenger RNA of Ostrinia furnacalis (Asian corn borer), 1795 nucleotides long. RefSeq lists its product as uncharacterized. Gene Ontology annotation, molecular function: nucleic acid binding; zinc ion binding. NCBI's taxonomy places the organism in Eukaryota, Metazoa, Arthropoda, Insecta, Lepidoptera, Crambidae. The coding region runs from base 180 to 1415 and encodes 411 amino acids. The record is from RefSeq and is a predicted model, not a curated record. The transcript has 2 exons.